This is a messenger RNA of Paramecium octaurelia, 1090 nucleotides long. Lineage: Eukaryota; Ciliophora; Oligohymenophorea; Peniculida; Parameciidae. The record is from the annotation of a GenBank genome assembly.
AUUUAUUUAUCAAAAAAAAAAUGAGCAAUAUUCCACCCUCUCAACAUCCAGCUCCAUAAUCUGGCCCAUAUUAAUAACCAACAUUUCAACCAGGAUUCGCUCCAUAAUAUGCUCCUGCUCCAGUGUCUUAUGGACCUCCUGUUACCUCAUCCCCAUUGAGAUAUUCACAACCCCUUUAUUAAGCACCAGUUGUUUAACAACCAGUGUAUACUCAACCAGUUGUUCAACAACCAGUCUAUGCUUAACCAGUUGUUCAAUAACCAGUGUAUACUCAACCAGUUGUUCAAUAACCAGUCUAUGCUUAACCAGUCGUCUAACAACCCAUUGUCACACAAUCAGUCGUUGCCCAACCAGUCGUUGCUCAACCCGUUGUUGCAGCAUAACCAAUCCAAGGAGAAAGCAGAAUUGAAUAUGUCCCAUAUGAAAAGACAGUCAUUGAAUACGAGGAAGUCAGAUAAAGGAUUUAAGUGCCAAGAGAAAAAUAUGUUACAGAUUAUUAUGCAGUGGAAUACCAAACCGAAUACGUACCAUAAGUAUACUAAGAAAAAUACACAGGUAAUUAUUUAUUCCAUAUUUAGAAUACGUCCCUGUUGACAGAUAUCAAGAAAGAGUUGAAUAUUAUCCAGUUGAAAGAUAAGUUGUCCACUAAUAAGUCCAAUAAGUCUAAUAAGUUGUAGCUUAACCAGUCGUCUAACAACCUGUUUAAGUCGUUUAAUAACCAGUUUAAGUCGUUUAACAACCAGUCCAAGUUGUUCAACCCCAACCAGUCUAAGUUUAUUAAUAACCCAUUGUCUAAUCACCUUUGGUCUAAUCCAUUCCAGUACAAACUGUUCGCCCACCAGUUUAUGCUCCAACUACAACUCUUCCAUUAGGCUAAACUGUUUCACCAAGACUCCCUGGAGCACCUGUCACAGCCAAACCCUUGGAUAAAACAUAAGUAAUUCACAAUACUAUUAUAAUUUUAGGGACCCAAUUAACCAGCCAAAUAAUAGAAUAAGCCAAAAAGCUUUUUGGACAGAUUGUUUGACAGAGAUUGAAUUGAGCAAUUAUGAAUAUUUUUAUAAAUGCACAAAUAACAUUUAAAAUUUUG